AGAGAUCGAACACCUGAGCUCAAUUAUUGUGAAGCCCAUGGCCGGAGCAACUGCUAGAGUUCCGAGGAGCCACCGGAUUCUUCCCUUCGAUAAUUGUGAAAUUGACUUUUCCGGUUGGCCGGCAAUGAGUUUGUCCGAUACCAUCUUCGGGUUUCUUGACGCAGAAGGCGAAGGCUCGCCGGAAAGUGUUGUUAGCAUUGAGGAGUUUGAUGAAAAUGACGGUGGGGAUGGAGAGAAAGGAAGCUGUGAAAGUAUUAAUGAAGGUAACAAAACUUUCUGGGAGACCCAACACCAACUUUUACAUGCCACCGUAAGGAGGUCUAGCUCUUUGGAAGCAAGGAUACGAGAUGCCACCAAGGAAGCAUUAAAAGAAGUUCAAAUUACAGGGAAUGCAUGUGUUUGUCGGAGACCCGUGGCAGGCGGUUGCCGGGACUGCCUGAUGAGAGAAGUCUGUGGCCGUCUUCAAAAUGCCGGUUACAAUGGUGCCAUUUGCAAGUCUAAAUGGAAGAGCUCUCCAGAUAUCCCAUCAGGUGAACACAGCUUUUUAGAUGUGGUGGACAAGUCGAAUCCUAAGAAAGGAGAAGUGAGGGUGAUAAUUGAAUUGAACUUUCGCGCGGAGUUUGAGAUGGCGAGAGCAAGUGAAGAGUACAAGAAGCUGAUCAGUAAUCUUCCUGAAGUGUUUGUUGGGAAAGUGGAAAGAUUACAUUCAUUAUUAAAGAUAUUGUGCUCAGCUGCUAAGAAGUGCAUGAAAGAGAAGAAAAUACAUAUGGGUCCAUGGAGGAAGCAUAGGUACAUGCAAGCAAAAUGGCUGAGCACAUGCAAGAGGACCACCUCCAUCGCGCCGCCCUUGCCAACCGGAUACCCUAACCGGCCACCAAGACCGAGGGCGUCGAUGCUAACGCUAGAUUUGCUAGAGAACUUGCCCAAUUUACAUCGGACAGUGGUUGAGGUUGUGUGAUACUGUUGCAUACAAUUUUGUUUGUUCUCCUUUAAGGAUCACUUUUUCUUUUUUUUUGGUUUUUUCUCCUUCCUUUCCUUUAGAUGUGCAGUUGUGAGUUGUGUGAGUCUACAUGACUACGUAAAAAAGAAUAAUAUAGAGUACGGGAUUUUGGUGCUGCUA
Cornus florida is the source of this 1120-nucleotide messenger RNA. RefSeq lists its product as uncharacterized. Lineage: Eukaryota; Viridiplantae; Streptophyta; Magnoliopsida; Cornales; Cornaceae. The transcript has 3 exons. The record is from RefSeq and is a predicted model, not a curated record. The coding region runs from base 38 to 958 and encodes 306 amino acids.